This is a messenger RNA of Nanorana parkeri, 810 nucleotides long. It is a transcript of the gene PGP, whose product is annotated as phosphoglycolate phosphatase. Gene Ontology annotation, molecular function: phosphatase activity. The record is from RefSeq and is a predicted model, not a curated record. Gene Ontology annotation, cellular component: cytoplasm. Lineage: Eukaryota; Metazoa; Chordata; Amphibia; Anura; Dicroglossidae.
AUGGCCGCCUCCAAGUGCAGCCGCCUGAGUGGGGACCUCUCCCGCAGCUUCCUUGCCUCGGUGGACACCGUGCUCUUCGACUGCGACGGCGUGCUGUGGCGGGGAGACGAGGCAGUCCCGGGGGCCGGAGCUGGUACCGGCGGGAUGAAGGACUGGGCGGCACUGAGCCCGGACCCCGAGGUCAAGGCCGUGGUAGUCGGGUUCGACGAGCACUUCAAUUACAUGAAGCUGACCCGGGCUCUCCGUUACCUGCAGGACCCCGACUGCCUGUUCAUCGCCACCAACACGGACACCAGGCUUCCCCUGGAGGGGGGCCGAACCAUCCCGGGAACCGGUUGUCUGGUAAGAGCGGUGGAGAUUGCCGCUCAUCGCAAAGCCCACAUUAUUGGAAAGCCCAGCUCGUUCCUCUACGACUGCGUGGUGAAAGAAUGUGGCCUGGAUCCCUCCAGGACUGUCAUGGUGGGAGAUCGCCUGGACACGGACAUUCAGAUGGGUUCUACAUGUGGCAUCCGCACACUCCUGACCCUCACAGGCUUCUCCAGUCUGGAAGAUGCGAAGGCCUACCAAAACAACGGCUCGCUCUCCAUGGUCCCCGACUUCUAUGUAGACUCGGUCGCUGACCUGCUACCGGCACUGACUGAGAAUGCUCAUUGACGUGAUUUUGCACAGGAGAAGCGGAGACACAAAAAUAACCAAAUUUUAUCUAAUUUAUGCAACGAAUGGGGUUUCUGACCUGCACUGCCCGUCCCCCAGUUCAAUCGUUCUCUGGAUUGUGGGCAAUACAAACACAGGGCUUGUCCCAGGGUCCGA